ACCAAUCUAUGCCAAUAGUUUCUAGACUUAGAUGGAUACCAUUGAUAGAGAAAUCCAAGCUCCAAAUUCUGGUCGCAAACAUGGCGGCUGGGUCACCUUCCCUUUCAUUACUGGUGCAGUGCUAGGCUUAGGACUUGCUGGUACAGGAUGGAUGGCCAACCUCAUCAUCUAUUUGAUUCAACAAUUCAAUGUAAACGCCAUUGAUGCUGCUCAGGUUUCCAAUAUCGUUAAUGGCGGCUCAAGUUUGUUUCCCAUAGUUGGAGCUACCAUUGCUGAUUCUUCCUUGGGCUGUUUCUCAGUCAUCACAUUAUUUUCAUCCAUUUCUUUACUGGGAACAGUUUUUAUUGCCUUAACAGCUACACUCAACUCACUGAGACCAACACCCUGUAAUGGUGGAUUGGGCAGUUUUUGCAAAGACCCAUCAUGGGUUCAGUUCCUAGUGCUUUAUGCAGGAAUAGCUCUGGGAUCCAUGGGUGUAGGAGGCACGCGUUUUACUUUAGCAACAAUGGGAGCCAACCAAUUUGAUAACCCACAACACCAAGGGAUAUUCUUCAACUGGUGCUUUUUCAGUCAAUACGCAGCCUCUGCAGUGGGUGCCACUGCUUUAGUGUAUAUUGAGGACAACCUGAGUUGGGGUUUGGGUUUUGGACUAUCUGUUGCGGCUAAUCUUCUUGCCUUGCUCAUUUUCUUGUUGGGAAAUCGAUUUUAUUUGCAUGACAAGCCCCAAGGGAGUCCUUUCCUGGAUAUUGUUCGUGUAAUGGUGGCUGCUUUUAGGAAAAGAAACUUCUCACUCUCACCCAUGGCCAAUGAUUAUUACAAUCCCAUUACUGUGGAAGGUGCACCACCUAAUAAAGCUUUCAGGUUCCUCAACCGAGCAUCAUUAAAAGCUGAAGGAGACAUUAAAACCGAUGGCAGUGGCACAAUAGCAAAGCCAUGGAGACUUUGCAGUGUGCAACAAGUAGAAGAUCUGAAAACCUUGGUCAGGAUUCUCCCAUUGUGGUCUUCAAGUAUAUUUCUAUCCACCCCAGUUGCAAUCCACAGCAGCCUGACGGUGCUUCAAGCUCUAAACAUGGACCGUCACCUCGGCCAACACUUGAAAAUCCCUGCCGGCUCUAUCUUGGUCAUAGAAAUAGUUGCCUGUGCCAUUUUUCUAACCCUAAUAGACCGAUUCUUAUGGCUCACAUGGCAGAAUCUAACCAGAAAAUCCCCAUCACCACUCCAACGAAUCGGUGUCGGCCAUGUGUUGAACGUACUAGCAAUGGCCGUCUCAGCGUUGGUGGAGUCCAAACGGCUCAAAAUGGUCCAUCACCAUGACCGUGAUCAGUCGCAGCCAAGGUCGUCCAUGUUGGCUCUAUGGCUGGUCCCUCAACUAAGCUUAGUGGGCAUUGGCGAAGCCUUUCAUUACCCAGGACAAGUUUCACUGUAUUAUCAAGAAUUCCCAGCAUCUCUAAGAAGCACGGCGACAGCCAUGAUUGCCUUGAUUAUCGGCAUUGCUUUCUACUUAGGCACUGCCAUAAUUGAUUUUGUUAGGAGGGUUACAAGCUGGUUACCUGAUAAUAUAAACAAUGGGAGGCUUGAUAAUGUGUAUUGGAUGUUAACUGUGGUUGGGGUGCUUAACUUUGGUUACUAUCUUGCUUGUUCAAGGUCUUAUAAGUAUCAGAAUGUUGAAAAACAAGUGGAUGCUGAUACUAAUUAUACUUAUGGUUGAGACCUUCACAAUAAUAUUUGUUUCCACGGCAAGGAAACUUCAAUGUACUAUUUCACUGCUUCUAAGGGGUUUAAAGUAAGAAAUAAAUGAGAAAAGGCUGGACUUUUUAUUUUGCUUCAA
Molecule: messenger RNA, 1828 nt
Organism: Gossypium raimondii (Peruvian cotton)
Lineage: Eukaryota; Viridiplantae; Streptophyta; Magnoliopsida; Malvales; Malvaceae
Product: protein NRT1/ PTR FAMILY 2.7
Exons: 4
Coding region: 32-1708 (558 amino acids)
Biological process (GO): transmembrane transport
Cellular component (GO): plasma membrane
Molecular function (GO): transmembrane transporter activity
Source: RefSeq, a predicted model, not a curated record